This is a messenger RNA of Spathaspora passalidarum NRRL Y-27907, 2286 nucleotides long. RefSeq lists its product as uncharacterized. NCBI's taxonomy places the organism in Eukaryota, Fungi, Ascomycota, Pichiomycetes, Serinales, Debaryomycetaceae. The record is from RefSeq and is a predicted model, not a curated record. Bases 592 to 1620 code for a protein of 342 amino acids. The transcript has a single exon.
AAUGAACCUACAAUUAUUAAAUCUUCAGCGUCUUCAAUAUUGGUUAUUCAACUAGAACCCCUGUACUAUCUUGCUUGCUCGGUUACACUUGUUGAGAAAAAGUCCAAUUUCAUUAAUAAACAAUUAGUUGAACUAAUAACUCAGGCGCAUUCAAAAUUUACUUUGUUUAACAAGUCGUUGCGUCACUAUGAAGAUAUUGGAACUUUGAAGGAAUCACUUGGUGAAUUUUGGAAUGGAUUUGUCCUGAAUUAUAAUGAACAAAUGUAUAAGGUUCCUAAGGGAUUAGAAUGGUUUAAUAGUUUGAAUUAUCGUGGUUUUUUGGGGUUACUUCCUUCGGCAACGUUCAAGAAAUCGUCAAUCACAUUAAAUCCUGCACUUGAAUUUGAAAUAGAUAGAUUGUCGAAUAAGGCAUCUGGUUUGAUUGUAUGCAAUUUCGAUAGAAUAAAUACAAAGAGAUACGGAGUGAUAUAUUCCAAGACUAACAAAAAUGUCUCGAAAGACUCGUUAGUUGAUAUUUAUAACUGGCUAGAGUUCAACCAAUAUCAUGAUAAAUUAGGCAAAAGUGACGAGGUUAGCAAUACAAAUAUAUUCAUGUCGAACUUAAAUUUUGAAUGCGAUAAUGCCAGUCAUAAUAGCGAUUAUUCUCUGGGAUUAUUACAAGUUUUGAAUCCGGUAAAUAUUACAAAUAGUUUAGUGGUACUGCCCUUAAAUUAUACCAUGAAUGGGAUGAGAUCUAUUAUUGGAAAUGAAGCACCAUUAUCAAACAAUGACCAAGUACAACAAGGGCAACAUACCGAGGAAGUAUCUUGGCUAUCCUUACCUCAAUUUAUGAGAAAUUUUUCAAUGAGAGAUGCUGGCCCUGCUAACAACAUUAUCCAAGAAGAAGAACAACAACAAGAUCCGAUAGAACCGGCAGGUCAUUAUAUCAUAGGAUUAACAGAAAAUGGAACCAUCAUUAAAAAACUGGUAUACCUACAAGGACGAGAAUUUCAACUAAUAAUAUAUGGCAAAGGUGAUAUUUAUAUUAUGCUUGUCUAUGAACCAAGUACCGAUAUUGGAACCACUGAAUUUUAUGAUGGUUUGAAACUUGACUUGAAUCCUAUAAUUGAAGAUAUUAAUACUGAAGGUGGAAGCAUAAUUCAAACUAGUUUAUCUUCUUUACGUGGAUUAUUAUCCAACAAGGUUGCUCCUGAAGUCGAUCAAGAUUUCUUUUAUGUUAUUUUAGAUCCUCAAGAAGGCUCCUUUCAAACUUCUUUGCCAUACUUGCCAACUAUAACUAGUGAUACGCCGCGAUACCAAAUUGCCAUGUGCUAUUUACAUGACCAAUUGACUAAUUUAUUCUUGAUUCAGCAACUGGAAUUCUUCAUGCAAGCAAACAAACUAAAUGAAUAUUUCCACAAGUUUACAGGCAACAAGUUAAAUGAUUGGAUGUUUUAUUAUAUUCACAAGAAUAACAAGUUUAUCAUAAUAAUUAAAAACAAGAACAAAACUAGCCAUAGUGAAUCCAAGGUGGAACAGUCAUUAUUAGGCAAACUUAAUGGAGUAUUGGAUUUAGGAUUCUUGGAUAGUUUGGGUGAUGAUGUCAAGUAUUGGUUAGGAAAAGAAGUUGCUGAAAGCUAAUUCUUACCACCAAUCCAAUUCAAGACGCUUGGAACAUCCUUUGAAAUUGCACCUGGCAUGGAUAAGUUUGUUAACCAACCAGGUAUUAGUCCACCUGGAUUAGAUGUUGUUGCCAUAGUCCACAUUAAAUUGUCACCUUCCCAUGAUACCUUUUCUAUCGAGUCGUACGUUCCAACAACCAGACUUGUCUCAUCACUACCAGGUUUGGCUGCCAGUGAUAUUACAUAAAUGAACCCGUCGCCUUUAUAGAUAUCUACUAAUUCAUAAAAUACUCUUUUCUUAAUAAAGGCUCCAAAAUCAUACUCUGCUUUAACUUGAUAAUUCCAGCCGUCGGAAUAUUGCUUCAAGGAAGUACAUUGAACCGAGGUAAUUUCAUGAAUGUAUUCUUUUUCGUAAUCAGAAUGUGUUUUACCGUAUUCAGAAUCUCCCGCAAUGUACUUGGCAAGUGAAUCAUGAUAAGCUUUUGGUACCGUGGAAGUUCUAGCAAACCAUGUUUGAUUAUUCAUGGUGGUUUUAAAAGUUUUCACUUGGACAGUCCCCCCAGAUUCAAGUGAAUAAUUGAAGGUUUUACUUGGAUGCCACUUAUUAAUUGAAUCUAUUUUAGCAAUUGAUUCUUUCACCAAUGUAUCUCGCUGUUCACUCAUGUUGUGUUUAUGUUUUGGUUAU